Messenger RNA from Diutina rugosa, 894 nucleotides. RefSeq names its product mitochondrial 37S ribosomal protein mS35. Lineage: Eukaryota; Fungi; Ascomycota; Pichiomycetes; Serinales; Debaryomycetaceae. Gene Ontology annotation, molecular function: structural constituent of ribosome. Bases 1 to 894 code for a protein of 297 amino acids. The record is from RefSeq and is a predicted model, not a curated record. The transcript has a single exon. Gene Ontology annotation, cellular component: mitochondrial small ribosomal subunit. Gene Ontology annotation, biological process: mitochondrial translation.
AUGAUGUUACGAGUGGCCAAGCGGUUCCAGAGCAACGCCCCGCUCUACCUCAACCCCCACAUGUGGCAGGGCCUCCCUGCCGACCAGGUGUUUGAGCUCCACAAGCUCCGGCAGCAGAAGUUGGGCGACAAGUACACCCCGACCGAUGAGGAGCGCCACGCGGUGCUCUCGACGGUGUCGGCGCUUUCCCUGGGCAAGCAAGGGCCCAAGCUCGACUACGUGUAUGCCCUCGACAACUUCAAGGAGAAGUACAUGAACAACGUCCCCGUGGCCCAGAGAUCGGACGCCCAGAAGUUGUCCAACGUCGAGGUGUUAGGCCGCGGUGACACCCCCCACAUCAAGCGCCGCCACGAGCACUUGACGAGAGUUGCGGCCUACGAGAUGCCGUUGCUCGCCAAGUUUGCCCAGGAAUACGUCCCGCUGAAGCCGAAGGAACUGCCGCUUCAAAUGACCUACCACACCGACUUCAGCGACGACUCCACCCUGAAAUUCAACCGCAAGGUGCUGGUGCAAGUAAGACUUGCCGACUUGGCGUUGACCAAGCCUCAGCAACACAAGUUCAAGCUUUUGGCGGGCAACAAGUUCAACUUGGACACCAACGUGUUCCACAUGCUGUGCUCCCGCUACCCGGAGUCGGCGCAGAACGCCAGAUUCUUGGUGGAGACUGUUGGAAAGCUUGUGGAAGCGGCCAAGGACUCUAGUGACGACUUUGCUGAUAUCCCCGUCGACCCCAGACACAUGCGCUACCACAUCAAGAAGCCUCAACCUAAGUUCCCCGAAGAAUGGAAGCGCCCCGAGGACGCCCCUCAGGCCAAGCACAAGGUGGUGAACCGGUUGGUGGACCAGGUCAUCGCCAAGAAGGACCAACAAUACUUGGACGACAUCUCGGCGUAA